Molecule: messenger RNA, 687 nt
Organism: Morus notabilis
Lineage: Eukaryota; Viridiplantae; Streptophyta; Magnoliopsida; Rosales; Moraceae
Product: thaumatin-like protein
Exons: 3
Coding region: 1-687 (228 amino acids)
Biological process (GO): defense response
Cellular component (GO): extracellular region
Source: RefSeq, a predicted model, not a curated record
AUGACAGGUUACUCGGAUGCUGCUGUUUUUACAUUAGAAAACAGAUGCAAGAACACAAUAUGGCCCGGGAUCCAACCCGGAGCUGGAAAACCACAACUAAUGGGUGGUGGGUUGCAGCUAGCGCCCGGUGAAUCUGUAAACAUCACUUCCCCUAAAGGCUGGUCGGGCAGGUUUUGGGGUCGUCGUUGGUGCUCCUUUGACGACUUGGGAAAGGGAACGUGCCUCACAGGUGAUUGUGGCGGCGCGCUAAAAUGCGCUGGGGCGGGCGGGGCUCCACCCGCCACACUAGCUGAGUUUACCCUAGACAGUCCCUUUGAUUUCUAUGAUGUCAGCCUUGUUGAUGGCUACAACAUGCCUGUGUCCAUAACCCCUCACGGCGGUUCGGGGUCUAGUUCCAACUCUUGCAAGGCGGUCCGAUGCGUUUCAGACUUAAACCGGGGGUGCCCUGAUGGGCUACAGGUGAGGACUAAGAGUGGACGUGUUGUCGCGUGCAUGAGUGCAUGCAUGGCGUUCAAUCAGCCAGAGUAUUGUUGCACAGGAGAAUAUGGGAGCCCUCAAACCUGCAAACCAACUAACUAUUCAAGAGCUUUCAAGGAUGCUUGCCCAACCUCUUAUAGUUAUGCCUAUGAUGAUCCCACUAGUACUUUUACUUGCCAUGGGGCUAAUUACUUGAUUAGGUUUUGUUGA